UUUGUUAAAGGGUUAUUUAAUAUGAAAAAUUGCGGAGAUUGGAUCCUCAAAUGUCUCGACUGAUCACAGAAGAGGAAUAGAGGAGAGAAAACUAGAGAUGAGGUGGUACUACCCCAUCCAAUGGCUGUGGCGAAAAGCUCAUUCCCGAUUAUAAGGAAGCAGAGAGAGAAGAAAAAGAAGGAAUUUAAGCUGGACUUGUAUAAGUGUGAAAAGCUCAUUGAAAAUCAACCUAAGGAGUAUGAUAGUUUUAGGCCAAGGCUAAGUAAGACCACACCUUAUAAAGAUUCUAAUGAGAAGGUACUAAGUUCUAUGCAGAAAACACCAUCAUUAUCGACUUUCUCAGAGAUUGAUCACACUCCUGAGAAAUUUGAUGAGAAUUAUUACAGAUUUAGCUGCCCGAUUUGUUUUAAAUUCUUUUCAAACAUUUUGAGAUCUAAAUGCUGAAAGAAUUAUUUCUGAAGGGAUUGAUACCAUACAUUGAAGGAUGACAUCCGUUCCAAAAGUUCUGGAGGAGGUGUCCGCUGCAUAUUCUGUGGCAGAUAUCCACUCAUUCUGGAGCAGAUAGAUCCAAAUAGCCCGGUGAAGAAUUAUGCCAAUGCUCCUCUUAAAAUUUUACAAGGAAAAAUGUCAUUAAUCGAGUUAAAUGAGAGUGGUACAAGAGAAGGAUAUCCAGAAGAUGAACCUGAUCGUAGUAAAGAAAUCAAACUAGCAUCAGCAGAUAGCCAGAUCAUGUCUCCUUACUGCAAUGAGAAUGAAAGCCUAGUCAGAAAGCCCACACUAAAACUCAACUAUUCCGUUCCGAAAAAUCCAUUCAAAGAAUGUAUUGACUCCUACAUUGGAGGAAAAUCCAGUACAAAUCAUUCAAGUCCUAUGGGCAGUUUUAUCCAUUCUGACCAUAAAAGAGGUCAAAAGAGCCCUCUGAUGCCAUCUAAGAAAUAUGAUCAGAAGUUUGGUGAUGAGAACUUGUCGAUCUUUGGGUACUCUCAAAAAGUCCAUCACAAAAGUGUCAGGUCAAAGAUCUUUCGCGAUUCCCUGAAGACAAAGAAGAAGCAUUCUCCAUUGGCCAUCCUCAGCCCGGGAUCCCCAUUGAGAAACUCCUUGACUAAGCUAAGAAGCGGGAGGAAGAUCAAGUAUUAUUAAGUAAUUGGUUUUUCAAGGAGAAUACAAAAUUGA
Molecule: messenger RNA, 1173 nt
Organism: Moneuplotes crassus
Lineage: Eukaryota; Ciliophora; Spirotrichea; Euplotida; Euplotidae
Source: the annotation of a GenBank genome assembly